AUGGUAGGGUCCGUAUUGAUUGAUCGCUUCAUAGCUGAAAAAGACUUUGACGACACCUCCUCGUUUGCCUUAUUUAGUACUUCCCAAUCUGGAGAGGAAGUCCAUCUCUUUCCAGAUCGUAGUCAUCGAUUGCAAGAUGCUUAUGAUCUGAAUGCUCUUGCUCAAAUGGACAUAUUGGUUUCAUGUCAGGGAGGGGAGUACACUAAGAAAGUUCAUCCGCAACUUCGAUCGAAGGGUUGGGUAGGCUUUUGGAUUGAUGCAGCUUCUACUCUGCGGCUUGACGAGAAAAGUGUGAUUGUUCUUGAUCCUGUUAAUCGGGAGAUGAUUGAUCGCAAGCUGGAGCAGGGUGUUAAAGACUUCAUAGGGUCAAACUGCACGGUGGCUAUCAUGGUGAUGGCCAUUCACGGCUUGUUUAAAGAAAAUCUUAUUGAAUGGGUGAGUAACAUGACUUAUCAGUCCGCUUCUGGGGUCGGUGCCAAAGGGAUUGAAGAGAUGAUCCAGCAAAUGAACAUUCUUUCUCAUGUAGGAAGAAAGUCUCCUGGAGAAAGUAUUCUUGCCUUGGAAAGACGGCUUACCGAAACAAUGAAUGAUUCUUCCUUUCCACAAGAGAAAUUGAAGACCGCUUUAGCGGGCAAUAUCAUUCCAUGGGUGGAUCGUCGCAUGGACAAUGGACAGUCUCGUGAGGAGUGGAAGGGCUUUAAAGAAACUAAUAAAAUUUACGGGUUUAAUCCUCCCAUACCGAUUGACGGGACCUGUGUGCGUGUAGGGGUAACCCGUUGCCAUAGUGAAGGACUUACUAUUAAACUCAAGAAAAAUUUACCCAUUGAAACGAUUGAAGAAAAGAUUCGUUCAGCCCAUGAAUGGGUACAUUGGGUACCUAAUGAGGGGGAUAUUACUGUGCAAAAACUUACUCCUUCAAAAAUUUCUGGCAAACUCUCCAUUGGUGUGGGGCGGGUAAGAAAAAUGGAGAUGGGGGGAGAGUAUCUUAAUGUGUUUUGCAUCGGUGAUCAAUUAUUGUGGGGUGCAGCAGAACCCUUGAGGAGAACAAUUCUCAUCCUCAUGGGUUUACUUAAAUGA
This is a messenger RNA of Ylistrum balloti, 1077 nucleotides long. Its product is annotated as aspartate-semialdehyde dehydrogenase 1-like. The record is from RefSeq and is a predicted model, not a curated record. The coding region runs from base 1 to 1077 and encodes 358 amino acids. The transcript has a single exon. Lineage: Eukaryota; Metazoa; Mollusca; Bivalvia; Pectinida; Pectinidae. Gene Ontology annotation, biological process: L-threonine biosynthetic process. Gene Ontology annotation, molecular function: NADP binding; NAD binding; aspartate-semialdehyde dehydrogenase (NADP+) activity.